AUUCCCAUUUCGUCUCUCUUCUUCCCCAUCUUCCUUCUCUCUCUCUCUCUCUCUCUCUCUCUCUCUGUUUGAGUUUUUGUCUGAAAGUCAGACAGAGCAGAAAGAUUAUUCAUGGCUUCUUCUUCCUCCUUCAAGCCCUCCCCCACGUUGACCAACGAGCGCGUGGGAUCUGUCCACGUCAUCAUGGGUCCCAUGUUCGCCGGCAAGACCACCUCACUCCUCCGCCGCGUCAAGUCCGAAAGCAACAGCGGCAGGAAUGUGGUGAUGAUAAAAUCUAGUAAGGAUAAUAGGUACGCCGUUGAUUCAGUUGUGACGCACGACGGUGCGAAAUUCCCGUGUUGGGUGCUUCCGGAUCUGUCGUCUUUUAAGCAAAAAUUUGGGGAAGAAGCUUAUAACAAAUUGGAUGUGAUUGGUGUUGAUGAAGCACAGUUCUUCGACGAUCUCUAUGAUUUCUGCUGCAAAGCUGCAGACCACGAUGGCAAAACGGUAAUUCUGGCUGGUCUUGAUGGCGAUUACCUGAGGAGGAGCUUUGGAUCUGUGCUGGAAGUAAUUCCUCUUGCUGAUACCGUCACCAAGUUGACGGCUCGCUGCGAACUCUGCGGGAAAAGGGCCUUCUUUACUCUGAGGAAGACGGACGACAAGCAGACCGAGCUCAUUGGUGGGGCUGAUCUUUAUAUGCCGGUUUGUCGCCAGCACUAUGUCAGUGGACAAGUUGCUAUCGAAACUGCAAGGCAUGUGCUCGAGUCCCAUAAGAUUAAGAUUGGGGCGGCUUCAGUUGUUUAGUAACAAUGUGGCUUUAAUCACAAAUAUAUAAGGGUAUUUUGGGUGGGCUGACUAUAUGGCUAAAAAUUAAAAAUCAGUUGAUUCUACUUGUAUUGUAUGCCAGCUGGAGUCUUUGGACUUUCAGUGGUUUUCUACCCUUUCUGUUUUGAUGUAAUUCUCCUUGUGUAUAUAAUGAAGUUCGUUCUGAUUUCUGA
Messenger RNA from Morus notabilis, 977 nucleotides. RefSeq names its product thymidine kinase. Gene Ontology annotation, molecular function: ATP binding; thymidine kinase activity. The coding region runs from base 112 to 783 and encodes 223 amino acids. The transcript has 4 exons. Lineage: Eukaryota; Viridiplantae; Streptophyta; Magnoliopsida; Rosales; Moraceae. The record is from RefSeq and is a predicted model, not a curated record. Gene Ontology annotation, biological process: thymidine metabolic process.